Limulus polyphemus (Atlantic horseshoe crab) is the source of this 745-nucleotide messenger RNA. Its product is annotated as putative surface protein SACOL0050. The transcript is spliced from 2 exons. Lineage: Eukaryota; Metazoa; Arthropoda; Merostomata; Xiphosura; Limulidae. The record is from RefSeq and is a predicted model, not a curated record. Bases 278 to 583 code for a protein of 101 amino acids.
UACACCUCUCGGUGAGUAUACAAACUGGGCAAGCGGAGAACCUUCCCAAAGAGGCAGUUUCAAAGUGGUUUAUCGUGACCGCAGCCAAGAUUAUAAGCAACACCAAAACAACGACUGUUCUUUCGCUUGCCAGUAUAAACCAGAGGAUGAGAGCAAUAACGAUGAACAAGAAGAUCAGACAACACAGCCACCUACCAUGGGUGAUGAAUAAGAUCCAACUACACAGCCAUCUCCUCAGGAUGAUGAGCAAGAAGAUCAGACAACACAGCCACCUACCAUGGAUAAUGAACAAUAUCAAACUACCCAGCCAUCUCCUCAGGAUGAUGAGCAAGAAGAUCAGACUACACAGCAACUACCUCAGGAUGAUGAACAAGAUCAAACUACACAGCGAACUCCCCAGAAUGAUGAGCAAGAAGAUCAGACUACACAGCAACUACCUCAGGAUGAUGAACAAGAUCCAACUACACAGCGAACUCCCCAGAAUGAUGAGCAAGAAGGUCAGACUACACAGCAACUACCUCAGGAUGAUGAACAAGAUCCAACUACACAGCGAACUCCCCAGAAUGAUGAGCAAGAAGGUUAGACUACACAGCAACUACCUCAGGAUGAUGAACAAGAUCAAACUACACAACCAUCUCCCAAAGAUGAUGAGCAAGAAGAUCAGACUACACAGCUACCUCCCAGCGAUGAUGGUCACAUAAAAUCUUAUAUUAUUACACAAAGCUACUCUUCAGAAGACACUAAA